This is a messenger RNA of Quercus robur (English oak), 3612 nucleotides long. Its product is annotated as receptor-like protein 7. The record is from RefSeq and is a predicted model, not a curated record. The coding region runs from base 422 to 3289 and encodes 955 amino acids. The transcript has a single exon. Gene Ontology annotation, molecular function: protein binding. Lineage: Eukaryota; Viridiplantae; Streptophyta; Magnoliopsida; Fagales; Fagaceae.
AUAAUCUAUUUUGGUUGUUAGAAGAUAUUUCUAUAAGAUAUUUAUGAGUGAUCCGAGCUUUCUGGAUUCUUAGGUUGACUAUAUAUACCUGUACAUUGUGUAAAUUUUUCAUAUAGUGAAAUAACAAACUUCUCUUCCUCACAAAUCUCUCUUUCUUUUCACUCUUUCCUUUUGCUCUCUGUGUGUUUGUUCUGCAAUCUUCAAUAAGUCUUCUUGUAAUUCUCUUGUAAAAGCUUAGCUUUUCUUCAUCUCCUACAUAUCAUCCAAUAGAAGUAUCUCUUUCAUUUUAUUUUCAUCCACAAAUCUGAGAAUUUCCCCAAUCUCAUUUCAGUGCAAAUCUAAGAAGUUUGUACCAUUUUAUUCUAGUUUUCCUUCUUAUUCUUAAAUUCUAAGAGUGCUAAACAAAAUUCAGUACAACAUUAUGGGUUUAUCAAUUUCUCUGUUCAUGCUCAUGCACUUGCUUGCUCUACUUUCGUUGUAUAAUCUUAUGUUUGCUAGCUCUUCUUUCGUGCAACCAUUAUGCCAUGAUGAUGAGAGCUUCGCCUUGCUGCAAUUCAAGGAAAGCUUUAUCAUCAAUCAGUCUGCAUCUUAUGAAGCUUCUGCUUACCCGAAGGUUUCUUCGUGGAAGCUUGAGAGUGAUGAUUGCUGCUCAUGGGAUGGUGUUGGUUGCGAUAAGGACACCGGUCAUGUGAUCAGCCUUGAUCUCAGCAGUAGUUGGCUCUAUGGUUCUAUCAACUCCAGUAGUAGCCUUUUCCGUCUUGUUAAUCUCCAGAGGCUGAAUCUCUCCUUCAAUGACUUUAAUCAAUCUGGAAUCCCGGAUGGUAUUAGGCAGCUUUCGAAUCUAACUUAUUUGGACCUCUGCAAUUCUGGAUUUGCAGGCCAAAUCCCAGCCGAAAUUUUACAGCUUUCUAAGUUGGUUUAUCUUGAUCUCGGACUCAAUUCAUUGAAGCUCCAAAACCCUGGCUUACAAAGCCUGGUUGAGAAGUUUCCAAACAUGGAGGAAUUAUAUCUUACUCAGGUAGAUAUAUCUUCGACAGUGCCCAAUAACAUGGCAAACCUUACUUCUUUAACUUCUCUUUAUCUUAGAGAGUGUGGUUUGCAUGGUGAGUUCCCGGCAGGAAUUUUUCAACUUCCAAAUCUAGAGGUCCUCAGUGUGCGGUACAAUGCAGAUCUCACUGGAUAUGUUCCGGAAUUUAACAGAAGCAGCCCCCUUAAAGUCUUGAUGGUUGCGGGUACGAGUUUUUAUGGUGAGCUACCAGAUUCAAUUGGUGACCUCAAGUUGUUAAAUUCUAUUGAUGUUAGUGAUUGCAAUUUCUCUGGACCAGUACCAUCCUCACUUGGUAAUCUUACCGAGCUCAUCUACUUGGACCUUUCAGCUUACAAUUUCAAGUCUGGUACUUUGGAUUGGAUCGGUAAGCAAACUAAACUCAAUGUGUUGGGCCUAGCGAACCUCAAUUUGAAUAGUAGCAUCCCAUUUUUUCUUCGAAACCUUACCCAACUUAGAUAUUUAAACCUUGAUUAUUGUAAUUUAAUGGGCCAUAUUCCAUCUUGGCUAGCAAACCUUACCCAACUAGCUGAUUUGCGACUUGGAAGCAAUGGUUUGCAUGGUUCAAUACCAUCAUGGAUAUCUAAGCUUAUGAAUCUUGAAAGACUCUAUCUGUAUUCUAAUCACUUUGGUGGUAGAGUUGAAUUUGACAUUUUUAUGAAACUCCAAAACCUCUUUGAUCUCCAACUAUCUUCCAACCAAAUUUCAUUGCCGACAAAGCCUAGUAACAACAUGACUUUUCCAAAAUUUCAGUUCCUAGGACUGGAUUCUUGUGACUUAGAUGAGUUCCCAGAUUUUCUAAAAUGCCAAGAUGAAUUGGUGUAUUUGAAACUUUCUGAUAACAAAAUUAGCGGCCUAAUACCAAAAUGGAUGUGGAACUCAAGUAUAAAAACUCUCUGGAAUCUAAAUCUGUCUAACAAUUUUCUAACAGGUUUCCACCAACUUCCUGUUAUUCUACCAUGGACCAAUCUACAAUAUUUGGAUCUUAGUAAUAACAAGCUGCAGGGAUCACUUCCUAUCCCAUCACCUUCCAUCCUUACUUACCUAGUCUCAAAUAACACACUAACUGGAGAAAUCCCACAAAUGAUUUGCAAUCUAAGUUCUCUUGUUGCCCUUGACUUGUCAUCUAACAACUUGAGUGGCAUGCUUCCAAACUGUUUGGGAAAUCUCAGUUUUUCCUUAUCAAUUCUCAAUCUAAGAAGGAACAACUUUCACGGCAACAUUCCUCAAAUAUGCAAGAAGGGGAGCAAAUUGAAAAUGAUUGAUUUUAGUCGAAAUCAAUUGCAGGGGUGGAUACCAAGAUCGUUGGUGAAUUGUACUAUGUUGGAAACUCUUGUUAUCGGAAACAAUCAAUUGAAUGAUUCUUUCCCCGCUUGGUUGGGGGUUCUUCCUGAAUUGGAGGUUCUUAUAUUACGAUAUAAUCAACUCCAAGGUGUAAUAGGGAAACCUGAAAGUAAUUUUGUAUUUCCAAACUUGCAUAUCGUUGACUUUUCUUACAACAAUAUCACUGGUAAGUUACCAUUUGAGUACUUUCGAAUUUGGAAAGCCAUGCAAAUCAUUGUUAAGCACGGUCAAAUGUAUAUGCAAGAGAACAUGAAUUUCAUUGUUCCUAAAUAUUCAGGGAAAUAUCAUUACAGUUACUCAAUGACAUUCACAAACAGAGGCAUAGAGAUUGCAUACGAGAGAAUCCCAUAUAUUUUCAUAGCCAUGGAUCUUUCAAGUAAUAAAUUUGAAGGAGAAAUUCCAGUACUCAUGGGGGAUUUGAAAGGAAUCCAGUUGCUCAACCUUUCCAACAACUUACUCACUGGUUCUAUCCCUUCAUCCUUGGAGAAGUUGACAGCGCUAGAAUCAUUGGACCUUUCUCAAAACAAGUUGUCUGGAGAGAUCCCUCCACAACUAACACAGCUCACAUUCCUUGCAUUUUUCAAUGUCUCUAACAAUCAUCUAAUAGGGCCUAUACCACAUGGGUUCCAAUUUGAUACCUUUCAGGACAAGUCUUUCGAUGGUAAUCCUGGAUUGUGUGGAAGUCCUUUGCCAAAGAAAUGUGGAAAUUUCGAGGACUCAUUGCACACUCCUUUAAAUCAAGACUCCAAGUUGCUAUCUGAAUUCGGCUGGAAAGUAGUCGUGAUCGGAUAUGGUUGUGGAUUCAUAAUUGGAGUUAUUAUUGGGCAAAUUGUGAUCGCAAGGAAGUAUAAAUGGUUCAUUUAUCUUCACUAUGCAGUUCAACACCAUAUAGGAAGAUAAUUGACUGGGAUGGGAUCUUGAUGUUAAAUUCAAACAAGCUAGAUGUUACCCAAACAAAUAAAUCUUGGUAUGUGUUGUUAGCAUUAUUAUAUUUGCUUUUUCCUUUCCUUUCUCUUAGAGAUUUAGGUGGGCAGCAUCAUUGUACUGGAUGGAACCAUUGUGUGCACCAAAAAAUAAAUCUUGGUAUGUGUUGUUAGCAUUACUAUAUUUGCUUUUUCCUUUCCUUUGUUUUAGAGAUUUAGCUAGGCAACAUCAUUUUACUAGAUGGAAUCGUUGUCUGCACCAAAAUCUAUGUAAUAUAUCAGCGUUGUGCUUUUUCCUUC